This is a messenger RNA of Ricinus communis (castor bean), 1121 nucleotides long. RefSeq names its product beta-carotene isomerase D27, chloroplastic. The coding region runs from base 1 to 849 and encodes 282 amino acids. NCBI's taxonomy places the organism in Eukaryota, Viridiplantae, Streptophyta, Magnoliopsida, Malpighiales, Euphorbiaceae. The record is from RefSeq and is a predicted model, not a curated record. Gene Ontology annotation, molecular function: iron ion binding. The transcript is spliced from 8 exons.
AUGAUGCCGUUAUCUCGUUUCUGCUUCAGUGUAACAGAAAAAAGCAGUUGUUUUCAAAUGAAGCCAUUGGCUCUGCUUCGUCCUCUAUCAAUCUCCGUUUCACCACCGUCACGCCUUAAACUACCUCGGCUCUUCAAUCGUAGCUUUCGCAUCUCGUGUUCCUCUCUUCAAUCAGAGCCGGAAAAGACCGAAGAUGUGGGUACAAGAUCGGAAUACAAGCCUGGAUUUUUUGAUGAUUUCUUCCUCACUCUGUUUCGAAACAAAAUGGUUGCGGAAGUUGGAUGGGAUUCAGAGAAGGCAGGAUAUGAUGGAUUAAUUGAAGUAGCAAAUCGCCUCAUGUUGACAGGCACAAGUAAUGCCGAUACUAGAGACGCUGCAGUGCGGAUAUUAAGAUCAUUGUUUCCUCCACUUCUGUUAGAUCUUUACAAAUUGCUCAUAUCUCCUUUAGGAGAAGGCAAAGUAGCUGCUAUAAUGGUCGCAAGGGUGACUGCUAUUACUUGUCAAUGGCUUAUGGGCACAUGCACUGUUAAUUCUAUAGACCUUCCUGAUGGAUCAUCGUGUGAGAGUGGGGUUUUUGUAGAAAGAUGCAAGUAUUUAGAAGAAAGCAAGUGCGUAGGUAUAUGUGUCAAUACAUGUAAACUUCCAACGCAGGCUUUCUUCAAGGAUUACAUGGGAGUGCCCCUACUUAUGGAGCCAAACUUCACAGAUUAUAGUUGUCAGUUUAAAUUUGGGGUGCUUCCUCCACAACCUGAAGAUGAUAGCACGCUCAAGGAACCUUGCCUUGAAGCCUGUCCAAUUGCAAGUCGAAGGCAAGUUUCCCUAAACAUAGCGCACUGUCCGAAAGCAUAAAUGCUCAUUGUUUAAUUAAGAGCUGACCAGUGUCUCUUGAAAUUAUUCGAAAAGCAUCCUCUUCUGCCUAAUCAGUCAUCUGUAAUCUGGUAAGUUUAGAAGCAGACGGUCAAUAUAAGCACGGAUUGCAAUUCUGCCUGCCUGAUCAGAUACUAUUUUGCUGUAAUACAAGAGAGAUAAUACGGGCGUGUGUGCGUGAGAGAGAGAGAGAGAGAGCAGUGUAUGGCACUCACCAAUUUGGGCUCUAUAUAAAAUGUACGGGUUUUUCUCCA